AACCCAACUUCAAAUGUAAAUUCGUAAUUAUGCCCAAUCCUAAGGGCUAUUCUUGUCACAUUCUCAACCCACUGUGAAAAGUCCUACAUGUCUAGUCUAAAUCUCACAUCCCAAAGUUGACUGAAAAAAUCUAUUAAAAAAUAUUUGUCAUUAAACAUUAAGAAAAAGUUGAAAAACAAAACAAAAAAACUCAGACCUCUCUCUGACCAGCCCUCCUGUCAAUAGAGUCUCUUUCUCAUUCACAGACUUUCUGGCAGGGCAUUUUUCUCUCUGGCCACUUUUCGUCAACUUUUCCGGCGACAUUGCGUUCAAAUCUACAAUGGGUUUCUAACCAUACUCUUUUUCUGGUUUGGAGGCCAAAACCAGCAUUUCUAGGUAUUGCCCAUGGUGGUAUUCAAUCCCGGUGUCUUGAAUUAUUGGGCCUUUGAUUGUCUUUGCGGGUACCAAACUCUCAACGUCACUUUCUUCAACUUCAAUUGUUUCUACAUUUACAUAUAUAUAAAUACAUUGCUUGAUUUUGGAUUUUCAACUGCUUUUACCUAAUAAUCAUGGAAAUGUGGUUAUAUGUACUGAUUGCCAUUACGAUUUAAGUCUUCAGUGUCUUCUUUUUUCUUGCUACUAGAAUUUCUGAGCAUCUUUAGAAUUUCUUGAUCUUGAAAGUUUGCAAACUUAGUCCCCUGUUUUAACCUAAUUAUUGUUGAAAUGGGAUUCAAUACCUUUAGCAUGGUUUGGUGAUUUGCAGAACUUAGAAGUGGUUGUCACUCUUAUGUCUUCUUUUCUGCAUCGCUAAGCAGUUUCAGAAAUGCUUGGACAAGAGAGAAUGCUCUUUGAUUUACCUUUCCUACUCUGUAUCUCCAUAGCCAUUUUGCUUUUUCCAGUAGUCAUUUCACAAAUUCCAUUGGGUUCAACAAUUUCUGUAAUGAAAAACGAUGAUUGGGUUUCUUCCAAUGGUGAUUUUGCAAUUGGGUUCUUCUACCAUUCAGAUCAGUAUGUUGUUGGGAUCCGCUUCAAUUCGAAAACUAUUCCAAUUGAUAAACAAACAGUGGUUUGGGUUGCUGGAGCUGACAUUUCAGUUGGUAACAAGUCUUAUUUCCAGCUGACCCAAAAUGGAGAACUGGUUUUGUUUGAUUCCAUGAAGGGGGUUAUAGCUUGGAGAAGCGAAACUAGCAACUCAUCUGUUGCUUCGGCGGUUCUGCUUGACAAUGGGAAUCUUGUCCUGCUGAACAGAAAGAAUGAUAUUGUUUGGCAAAGCUUUGAUAAUCCAUCAGACACACUACUCCCAGGCCAGAAUUUCACUGCUUCUCGAAUGCUUCGAGCUGCUAGCAGGAAUUCUAUGUCGAGUUACUACAGUCUUGAGAUGGCCGUGUCAGGUCAAUUGCAACUCAGGUGGGAAAGCAAUGUUGUUUAUUGGACUAGUCAAAGCCCUUUUCAAUCAAAUCUCCGAGCUAUAUUCAACUCUGAGGGGAUCCUUCAGAUUCUUGACCAAAGAUCCAAAUCUGUUUGGUCUGUGUUCGGAGAUGAUCACAAUGAUUCAAAUGUGAAUUUCCGAUUUCUUAGGCUAGAUGUUGAUGGUAAUCUUCGGCUAUACUCAUGGCUAGAAGCUUCAAGGUCAUGGAGAUCGGUUUGGGAAGCUGUUGGGAACCAGUGCAACAUCUUUGCUACGUGUGGCCUCUGUGGCAUUUGUGUUUUCAAUUCAUCAGGAUCCCCUGUUUGCAGAUGCCCCUUCACACCUACAGGUGAGUCCAAAUUGCAAUGUUUGGUUCCAUACCGACAGGAGUGCAAAUCUGGUUCUUCCAUGAUUACAUAUGAGCACACUUUCCUGUAUGGAAUUUACCCACCAAAUGAAACGACCUCACAUCAUAGUUUACAGCAAUGUAAAAGCUUGUGCCAAGAAGACCCACUUUGUACUGCUGUGACCUUUAGAACUGAUGGGACUGCACAAUGCCAAAUGAUGGCAACACAAUACAUCAGUGGUCACUCAGACCCUUCUUUAAGUUCAAUAUCAUUUGUUAAGAGAUGCUCAGAUCCGAUUGCGGUUUUACCUAUUUCCCCCAGGCCUCCAUCAUCGUCUGCUAAUGAUACUACCCAAAAUCAGUCGAACGACUUUUGCGUUCCUUGUCUUGUUGGAGUGGCCUCAGGUACAUUUGUUGCAUUUCUUGUAAUUCAGUUUGGAAUUGGCUUCUGCAUCUACAAGAGAAGACACUAUAUCAGGAAGAAAGCUGCUUUAGCUUACACAGGUCCUACCUCAAAUUGUUUGAUCAUUUUAUCCUAUCCCGAAAUCAAGGACCUCACUGGAAAUUUCAAGCACCAGGUCGGACCAAAGAUGUUUAAAGGCAUGCUUCCAGAUAACCGCCCAGUUGCAGUCAAAGAACUGAAAACUUCUAUUGAGGAAAGGAAGUUCCGAAGUAUAGUUUCAAAGAUAGGAAGUAUUUAUCACAAAAGCCUUGUGAAGCUGGAGGGUUACUGUUGUGAGUCCGGUCACAGAUUUUUGAUUUAUGAAUUUGCCAAUAGUGGCUCACUGGGAAAUUGUAUAGAAGAUCCUAAGAUGUGCAAGAGACUGACUUGGGGAAAGAGGAUGGAGAUGUGCAUAACCGUGGCGAGGGCCAUUUCUUACUUGCACACAGAAUGUAGGGAGUUUGUAAGCCACGGAAAUCUGAAAUGUGAGAAUGUGGUUUUGGAUGAAAACUUAGAAGCAAAGGUGAGCGAAUUUGGGCUAGGGCUCGUUUGUGGUGAGGCAUCCUACACUGGUGGAGCAGCCGAGAUGGAUGUAGGAGAUUUCGGCAAGAUGGUGUUAGUGUUGGUAAGUGGGUGCCGAGAAGCCAAUGAUGUUUGCCAGUUGGCUUAUGAGAAGUGGGCAGGAGGUCAGGCUGAGACGUUUGUAGAUGAAAGAAUACGUGGGGUGAAUUUGGAUGAAUUGGAGCGUCUAUUGAGAAUUGCUUUUUGGUGUUUGCAAGCUGACAAUCGAAUGAGGCCUUCAAUGGGGGAGGUGAUAAAGGUGUUGGAGGGAACUUUGACUGUUGAUCCUCCACCACCUCCUUUCGUUUCCCGCAGUCCUCCAGAGGAAGAAUCAGACACAGAAAUGUAGAACUCAAGCAAAACAUUAGGAUUAAUUUCAUUUAUUUGAUUCUAUCUUCCUUUC
Messenger RNA from Cornus florida, 3139 nucleotides. RefSeq names its product G-type lectin S-receptor-like serine/threonine-protein kinase SD3-1. The record is from RefSeq and is a predicted model, not a curated record. The coding region runs from base 803 to 3085 and encodes 760 amino acids. NCBI's taxonomy places the organism in Eukaryota, Viridiplantae, Streptophyta, Magnoliopsida, Cornales, Cornaceae. Gene Ontology annotation, biological process: protein phosphorylation; recognition of pollen. Gene Ontology annotation, molecular function: protein serine/threonine kinase activity; ATP binding. The transcript has 2 exons.